CUUUUAUACUCUGUCUAGGGCAGGGCGGUUGGUUUCGCUCUCUCUCUCUCUGUGAUUUAUCCUCAAGACACUACAGAAGUACACUGAAGCCCUAGCCAACGCCCAGCACACUCACGCGCUUAGUUUUGAGGUUCCUGUCUUUAACUGCUGCUCUGACAGGACGUUCACCAAGAAGUUACAAGCUGCGUAAGAUAUAAACUGCGUUUAUAUUUCCUCGUCACGGCGUCUUUUUAUAACAGAAUCGUGUUUGUGAACACUCGCCGAUACGGACGCUAGGCUUCAUAGGAAAGCGUUAUUAUUUGACAGGAAAACAUCUGCAGAAUGGCAGAAACGGAGGGAAGCUCGUCUGGAGGCUGUUUUGGGAAACUGACGAGCUAUGCGCGGACUCGGAAAGGAACCAUCCUGGCCGCUGAAAUAAUUCUCAGUUUCAUCAUCCUUAUCUGCUAUGCCAUAUCUAAGUAUGGAGGGUAUACAGCGGUCGCCAUCUGUGAGAUGGUCUUUGCCUCCAUCUUCUUCGUUGUCUUCAUGAUGGACCUGGACAAACAGUUUCUGGUGGUGAACUGGAUCUGGAGCGAUCUCAUCCGCGCUGUAAUCGGUGCGGCACUUUAUCUCAUAACCUCUCUGAUCUGUGUGAUCAGGGGGGCUGGAGACGGGGCUCUCAUCACUGGUGGGGUGUUUGGUCUGCUGGCUGGGAUCUUGUUUGCUUAUGAUUCCUACACGAUUUACUUGGUCCUCAAGAGCAGCAGACAGCAUACAGCUGCUACCACAGAUGACACAGUUUGAAACUACUUUCCUCACUACAACAUUAACAGCAAGCAAAACAUGGAGAACAAGUCUACAAAUGGCAAAAGGAGUGAAUUCCUGAGAGUUAUCGUGAGAGAUGAAGACCAGAGGAAACAUCACACAGCAAAAGAGGUUUAUGUACAAAAGGGAUUGAAAAUGAAGGCAUUCAAAGAUUCAUUCCAUCAUCUCGGUCAGGCGGCUUUCAGUACCACACAUUGUGUGUUGGCUUGGUCGGUUCUCACAACAUUUGAUAACAUCUGAUCAAUCAGUGUUCAGAAGAGCUUCCCAUUCUUUACUAGAGAAAGACACAUUUUGACCAAGUCAGUAUUAGUAAAUUGUGUUGGAGAACCUAAUUUAAUUUGGUCUGGUGCUGUUUUUUAUUUUAUUUUUUAUUGUCAAAAAUUUCACCUAAUUUUUAGUAACUAUUGAUUGUUCUUGUGUUUUGUGCUUAAAUGAAGUUGUUGUAGUUGUAUAAGGUUAAUCAAACAGGAUUUGAGUCGGAUGUAUUCAACUCA
Carassius carassius (crucian carp) is the source of this 1298-nucleotide messenger RNA. Its product is annotated as proteolipid protein 2-like. NCBI's taxonomy places the organism in Eukaryota, Metazoa, Chordata, Actinopteri, Cypriniformes, Cyprinidae. The transcript has 5 exons. The record is from RefSeq and is a predicted model, not a curated record. Gene Ontology annotation, cellular component: membrane. The coding region runs from base 322 to 783 and encodes 153 amino acids.